Messenger RNA from Penaeus chinensis, 1817 nucleotides. Its product is annotated as complement factor H-related protein 4-like. Lineage: Eukaryota; Metazoa; Arthropoda; Malacostraca; Decapoda; Penaeidae. The transcript has 12 exons. The coding region runs from base 1 to 1806 and encodes 601 amino acids. The record is from RefSeq and is a predicted model, not a curated record.
AUGACCAAUGCUUCCGUUGCACCGCCCGUCACUCUACACCUUGGAAUGAGCGAUGUAACGGGAGACUGGACUCUGGGAGGCCUAUUCACGCCCAGCAGUGAGAUCGUGGCCGCUAUGGGACAGACGCCCACAACAGAGCCACCACAGGCAUGGAGACUCCUUAGUGUCUUUGGUAGUAGCGCAGGUGAACCGUACUCGAUUACUCCUUCUUCGCUCACAGACGUAGCGACCCACACUCUCUGCCAACUCCAUGGACCAAUCUGGUGUAAGGGCGACCCACCUCCGGCCACUGCCAACAUGACGAUGACUUGGAACGAAGAUCAUGUUGUGGGCACGUUGGCACAAUACUCAUGCGCUCCUGGUUUCUUCAUGGACGGUAACAUUACCAUAAGCAACUGGACCAUGCAGUGUCUCGGUCAGCUGGGUGAAUGGUUCCCUCAACCGUUACCUGAGUGCAGACAAGCCAAUGUAUGCCUGGAAGAAAUGCCAACGGUCCCUUCUCCACUCAUAUCAAACACAACGGACGAGAACGUGAGGUACUUGUACGGAACGGCCCAAUAUUGGUGUCCCGGAGGCAUGACAACGCUACAGGGGAUGACGGUUCAGAACGUUACUUGUACCCUCAGUGGAACCGUUUAUUCGUUCACGCCAGCCGUUUUGGAGGAUUGCACGGUCUGCGCCUUACAACCGACUGCAGGGAAUGCUAGCACAGACUGGACAAACACCACAGCAUACUCUGUCGGUCAGACUGUGACAGCUUCUUGUAUAGCAUCUCACCACGUACAGACUGGUCAAAACAGCAGUUUUGUUGAGUGUACAGAGACUGGCUGGGCAAAUGUCACUGCUUGUUAUCGAGCUUGCGUGGACAGCCCCCCAGAAGCUGGAACCAAUAUGGUCCGAGAGAAUUUCACAGAUGACCACAUUGGCGUUGUUCUGACGUAUGAUUGUUCUCCUGGUUUCUGGCUGAAGACUGACCAGGAGCACCCAGUGCCUGUGAACCAGACCACCGUCACAUGCAAUAGCGAAGGAAUGUGGGUGCCAGGGAGGGAGCCUCUUCAGUGCGUUCCUCUAUGCACCGAGGAUCCUCCACUUCCCACUGACCCAAUUACCAAUGACUGGGAUGGUUACAACAGGUCCGUCAACUACCAGAUAGCAGUGUCGUGUCCUGAAGGUCAGCUAUUUAAGAACCUGAGUGCUGUUGUUACUAUGACGUGCGAAGCCAGCACUCAAUGGACAAGCAUUCCCGUCGACCUCCUCGUCUGUACUCUUGCAUCGAACAGCACGCCGAUUAUGCCCGCGAACAUCACAGCGGCCACGCAGAUCGGGUGGCCCGGACCCCCUUACCUUGUCGGGUCAUCUUAUAACGUGACCUGCGCCGAGGGUACGAUGACUCCUUCCGGCAAGACUUACAUGACCACCAACCUCACUGCAGACGGCUGGACGGCAAUCGACUCCGACUUCGUGUGUUAUAAUGUGAGCGACGUCCUACCUGACGACCUCUUAGAACUAUUCAACGAGUAUGACAUCGACCUCGCUUCUCUCACCUCCGAGAACGGGCUUAACGAAGUCACCUUCGGAAACAUGACCGUGUCCUUCGGCGACGCCCCUUACAUCGUAGGAUCGACCAUCUCCUUCAGCUGCAUUACCUGGAAGUCGACCCAGAGCGGAGAGACGUCGAUGACUGUGGCGUACACUCCGGAGGGCUGGGAGGAGGUGGACCCCGACUUCGUUUGCAACAGUAAGUGUCUCGGAUUUUUCAUUUAUUUAUUUUCUAAAAUUGUGCAUUUUGUGGAUAUAGUGCUAUAAGUGUAUUUUGC